AGUCGCGCAGUCACCAGUGUGUGUGUGUGUGUUAGUACUACGACAGAUGACCAACCCUGCGCAGCAACACCCCGGCGCGACGGCCAAUGCCCUGUCGCCCGUCCACAUUGUGUCAAAGGCCGUAGUAACGUGCUCCAAUCCAGCAGUCUCGCUCCCUGCGCUGGGGGAGUCGCCCGUCUUCAAGCUGGGCCCGCUCGAUCAGUUGGCGCUGCCUUUUAUUCCUGUGGCUGUCGUGCUGGUGUACCGUCCGACCUCCCCGGCCGCAGCGCCCGGUCUGCUCGAGGUGGACAGGCUCCAAUUCGCGCUGAGCAGACUGCUCGACUACUAUCCGCACCUGACCGGCCGCCUCCAGAUGAACAAGGCAGACAACACGGUUGAAGUGGUGCAGCUCGGCGCUGGCAUGGAGUUCCGCGUGGCGACCUGCGAUGCGCGGCUUCCUGACACGUGCGGGGGCGUUACGCAACCACUGGUGGUGACCGAGCUCCCCGACGGCGGAAACGCGCUCUUGGGUGCGUUCAACCCGUGGGACGACGAUGGCUGUGGCGAUCACAUCUUUACACUGCAGCACACUCGCUUUGCGUGCGGCAGCGUGGCGUUGGGCGUGCGAGUGCGCCAUUGCGUGACGGAUGCGGAUGGCUGCUUCCAGCUGCUCCGAGACCUGGCAGAACUGGCUUUCGGACGACGAGCGGCAAGCGGCGCUCGACUUCCAACCGCCUACCACCUGCUUGCACCCGCCGCAACCGCCGCAACCGCUGCCACCAGUGGUGGCACUGAAGCCGAAACUUCUACCCCUGCAGUGCCGCCGCCUCCUGUGGUGGGUCGCAUCCUCCGCUUCUCUGGCCGCGAGCUUGAGCGCUUGAAGGCCCACGCCACUUUGACGGCUGCGGAAUUUGGCCAACAGUGGCUUUCCACCUUCGACGUGCUUGCCGCUCACCUCUACCAGCGCACACAUGUCGCUCGUGUCCAGUACGCAAAGAGCAGAGGCGCCGAUCCCUCGCAGCUCUCCACGGACUUUUUGUCGCCGUUCAACUUGCGAGGCCGCCUCGGUCUGCCUGCGCGCUACUUUCCGAACGCCGUGUCCUGCGCCGUGUUCACCUACCCGGCCGAUUCCUUCGCGACUGCGCCGCUCUCUGCGGUCGCCGCGACAAUCCACGAUGCGAUGCGGCAGAUGACCAAGCAAGAAGCAGUUGACACACUGCGCUGGAUGAGUGUCCAGUCGGACAAGCGGCGGAUUGCCCAGCAUUUCAGGCCGCUCAACGGCGGCUUUAUGGUGUCUCAGUGGAACAAGUUUGACAUGUAUCCGCAGCUUGAUUUCGAUGUCGGGGCGGACUCUGCGCCCAUUCCGCCCACGCUCGUUUCCACGCCGUUCUCGCCCAUUUCACUGAUUGACGGGCUCGCGUACUUUCUCGCGACAGAAGACCAGCUCUCUGUCUCUGCAAGCACCACCACGACGCAGUCCGUGGACGUGGCGAUCGCCUUGAUCGAGCCGCUUUGGGAGUUGUUGGACUGCGAUCCCGCGUUCCGUCAGUUCCGAGACACGCCGUAA
Capsaspora owczarzaki ATCC 30864 is the source of this 1546-nucleotide messenger RNA. RefSeq lists its product as hypothetical. Gene Ontology annotation, molecular function: acyltransferase activity, transferring groups other than amino-acyl groups. Lineage: Eukaryota; Filasterea; Ministeriida; Capsasporidae. The record is from RefSeq and is a predicted model, not a curated record. The transcript is spliced from 3 exons. Bases 47 to 1546 code for a protein of 499 amino acids.